CUCUCUGCAGAUGGACGGUGGACCAGGGGACUUGUCGGGGUCCUCUGAGCCACCAACGUGGGGCUGAGGGGCCUGGCACCCCCAGAUGGCCACGGCCACGAGUGGGCCCUGGGGGUGAGGAGGAGACGUCCCGCAGCAGUCAGGGAUGGAGCGAUGGGCAGGUCCAAGGAAGAAGGACUUGUGGCUCUGCUGAUAGGAUAUUUUAGACUCCCUCCCUUCUGGGACUGCUUUCCUUUAAAAAGGGGAAGGGGAAAACUAUGACACGGAUUCUCACGGUGAAGCAGAGGAAAAUGUGCAUUCCAACGACACGUUGCUAAUUGAUCCUGCAGGGAGACUGUCCUCACCCUCUUUUCUGCCUCUGCUAUGGACACUUCUGCUUUCAGUCUCCCCACGCCAACAGUGUCAGAGGAGGGGAAUGCCUCUGGUAGCUGGGCAGGCUUCACCACCCCCAACAGCUCCACCACCACCACCAGCCCUGGUGUGGUUGUCAGCGGUAUCCUCAUCCCCAUGGUCUACCUCAUCGUCUGUGUGGUGGGGCUAAUUGGGAAUUCUCUGGUCAUUUAUGUUGUCUUGCGACACUCCGUCAGUGAAUCAGUGACCAAUGUCUACAUCUUGAACCUGGCCCUAGCUGAUGAACUCUUCAUGCUAGGUCUGCCCUUCCUGGCAGCACAAAAUGCCCUGUCCUACUGGCCAUUUGGGUCCUUCAUGUGCCGCUUGGUGAUGGCCGUGGAUGCCAUCAACCAGUUCACCAGCAUCUUCUGCCUGACAGUGAUGAGCGUUGACCGCUACCUGGCUGUGGUCCACCCUGGGAAGUCCUCCAAAUGGCGAACAGCACGAGUGGCCAAGGCUGUGAGUGCCACUGUGUGGAUGCUGUCAUCCAUAGUGGUGCUGCCCGUGGUGGUCUUCUCAGAUGUACCUUUAGGUAUGAACACAUGUCACAUCCAGUGGCCAGAACCUGCCUCAGUUUGGCGAGCUGGCUUCAUCAUCUAUACUGCCACCUUGGGCUUCUUUGGGCCACUGCUGGUGAUUUGCCUUUGCUAUCUUCUCAUUGUUGUGAAGGUCCGUUCCUCUGGCAGAAGGGUGAGGGCUCUGUCCUCUAAACAUAAGCUUUCGGAGCGCAGGGUGACUCGCAUGGUGGUGACUGUUGUGGCUGUCUUCGUCCUCUGCUGGCUCCCCUUCUAUGUCCUCAACAUAAUCAAUGUUGUUUGUCCACUGCCAGAGGAGCCGUCCCUCUUCGGUGUCUAUUUCCUCGUGGUGGUGCUGCCGUAUGCCAAUAGCUGUGCCAAUCCUAUCAUCUAUGGCUUCCUCUCCUACCGCUUCAAGCAGGGCUUCCGAAGGGCCAUCUUCAGGCCAUCCCGCCGUGUCCAGAGCCAGGAAGUGCCAGAAUGUCCCCCAGAGAAGUCUGAUGAUGGAGGGGAAGAGAAGGAAAUCAGCAAGAUCACCCAGAAUGGCAAUGACAGAGAGGAACGCCCUCUAAGCAGCAGGGCAGGAGAAAGAAAUGGGCAAAAACCACUCCCCGAGGAGCCUGUGGGCUGUGAGAAGAGCAGCAAGUUGCAUGUCAGCUAUUUAUGAUGAAAGGGAUGGUGCAGGGGAAAGACACGCUGGGACAUGGGAUCCCUUUCACCCCCUGUGCUAUCUUAUCUCAGAGACAGUGGGAGAGAUUGAUACAAGACAAUAUUAAAGAUUAUGCUUAAAGAUGAAGAGGGCUCCAUGAGCUUGUGGAAAAAAAAGCAAAGCAUUGUACUCGGCUUUGGAAGGAAUACCUAAGUUUUGUGUGGCAAGAAGUAAAGGAAGGGCUGGAUCUAGGGAGAGCUGAACAGGAUAUGGGAACAGGCAGUAUGGAGAGAGCAUGGCCUGUCCUAUGCGGCAUGAUCCAACCUUCAAUCACCCACCUAUGAAGAGCAUCAGCUACCACGUGACUGGCACUUCAAGAGAGUUCUCAAAUAGGUAUAUGUGAUGUGUGCCUCUGAAGAUCUAGAACAGGCAUCCCAGUGCCUUGGUUAUCCUCCUUGUGGACAUGAGAAGUGGUUUACGCUGGAGGAAGAACAGGAAGGACAAAUGUCUGCAGCUAAAAGCCACCAGCAGCCUGUUCCAUGAAUGGCUGACAUUUUUCUAGCUCUUCAAAAAGUCUUAGGGACAACUUACCCCCUCACUGGUCCUGGCUGGAGACCACUUGAUGAUGAGAAUUACUUGGCAGUGCAAAUGGGACAUUUCUUUCCCAAAAUCUACAAACUUCAAGCUCUUCUGGUGACUGCACCCUGAUGGGAGGUGUAACAAGAGUAGAAAAUAAGCCAGUGAGGCAUGGGUUGGAGGCAGGGUUUCUUAUAAACUGAAAUGCCUUUUCUCUUUUUCUCUCCCUCAGCCUGGCUGUAAAUAAACAAAAUGCCUUUGGACUUAAAAGCCAA
Molecule: messenger RNA, 2405 nt
Organism: Gallus gallus (chicken)
Lineage: Eukaryota; Metazoa; Chordata; Aves; Galliformes; Phasianidae
Gene: SSTR3
Product: somatostatin receptor 3
Exons: 2
Coding region: 364-1572 (402 amino acids)
Biological process (GO): neuropeptide signaling pathway
Cellular component (GO): membrane; neuron projection
Molecular function (GO): somatostatin receptor activity; neuropeptide binding
Source: RefSeq, marked validated